UUUCUUCAGUUGACUUAAAGUGUAUAAAUUGUAGAAACUUUUGCGAAUGAACAUACUUAUAUCGAAUAGAUGUAUAAUUUUCGCCUCGAUUAUUGUGGUCCAAGAGUUCGAAAUCAAUUUUUAAAUAAACUUUAUUUUAUUAUCAAAGUAAAUUCCGAUUUAAUUUUGUUACUUUUUUGUUACUUUGAUUAGUAGGUAAUAACAUUAGUAGAAUAUGGAAAUCAUGAACACUUAUCACUAUCUCAUCGACGAAAUUUCGGAUCCCAGAGUUUCUGAUUGGCUGUUUAUGUCAAAUCCAUUUGGGAUAAUAUUAAUUUUACUCACUUAUUUAUCUUUUGUGCUUUACUUUGGACCACGUUAUAUGAAGAACAGAAAACCUUACACGCUUAAAAAGACUAUGAUUUGUUACAAUAUUUCUAUUGCAAUUGCAAAUCUUGUUUCGUUUUAUGGUAUACUUACAUCGGGUUAUACAACACAUCUUUCCUUGGGAUGUGAGCCUUUUGUAAUUUCCAAUAAUCCCAUGUCACUUAGAAUGGCUGAAUGGAUAUGGUGGAUGGUAAUUUUAAAAAUCAUUGAGCUUGCAGAUACUGUGAUUUUUAUCGCCAGGAAAAAAUAUAAUCAAACGUCAUUUCUUCACGUAUAUCAUCACACAAUAACUGUUUCUUCGGUGUGGAUAGCUUGUAAAUAUGCACCUGGUGGCAUGUGGACUUUUGUUUUUUUGCCCAAUUGUGUAGUACACGUAUUCAUGUAUACGUAUUAUUUCUGUGCUUGUUUGGGGCCCAAAAUGCAGAAGAUAAUCACCCCUUGGAAGAAAUAUAUGACACUUUUGCAAUUGAUCCAAUUUGUUAUCAUGAUGAUCCAUACGUUCCAAGCGUUUCUACCAUCCUGCGAGCCAACGAGGAAACCAUUAGCAUGCAUUUACAUAUCUCAAAUUGUUAUCAUAGCUUCUAUGUUCUUAGACUUUUAUAGGAAAUCGUACUUGAAAAAAAAAAUUGAGUAAAUGAGUAAUGUCUGAUGACAACGUUAUGAUUAGCCAAAAAGCAUGAACAUCAAUUCAAUAUAUUCGCGCAUGAAAUUUGAGAAUAAAUAUUAUACAUAUAUUAUAAAUAAAUGAAUAAAGUCACUC
Nylanderia fulva is the source of this 1126-nucleotide messenger RNA. RefSeq names its product very long chain fatty acid elongase 7. Gene Ontology annotation, cellular component: endoplasmic reticulum membrane. Lineage: Eukaryota; Metazoa; Arthropoda; Insecta; Hymenoptera; Formicidae. Gene Ontology annotation, biological process: sphingolipid biosynthetic process; fatty acid elongation, monounsaturated fatty acid; fatty acid elongation, polyunsaturated fatty acid. The record is from RefSeq and is a predicted model, not a curated record. Gene Ontology annotation, molecular function: fatty acid elongase activity.